Molecule: messenger RNA, 3861 nt
Organism: Mya arenaria
Lineage: Eukaryota; Metazoa; Mollusca; Bivalvia; Myida; Myidae
Product: centrosomal protein of 70 kDa-like
Exons: 18
Coding region: 137-2050 (637 amino acids)
Biological process (GO): cilium assembly; regulation of microtubule cytoskeleton organization
Cellular component (GO): centrosome
Molecular function (GO): gamma-tubulin binding
Source: RefSeq, a predicted model, not a curated record
UUAUUUUAAAAGACUUAGAAUUGCUUCUGUGUGCAUUUAAUUUUACAAGUCAAAUAGCACAUGAAUGAUUUUGUUUGGCGCAGACGUAUCUGUGUUUUACCGUUGUAGUCAUUGGACGUUAUGACUUAAUAGCAAUAUGGCGUCCCCCACUGCCAGUCCUGUCAGUAAAAGUAAAAAUAUGCCGUUGGAAAAUGAUUGGUCAGGUGUGAACAAAAAACUGAGGAAACAAGGACUUCCAACAGUAACCACUGUCCAUCCUGCCGAUGUACAACAUAUAUCGGGUAUGCAGAUAUGUCUUGAUCGAGCAAACAACAACAUUGUGAAAGAAAACCUCCUCUCACUGAUUGCGGACUGCGAACACAGACAGACACUUGUACAGGACCUCAUCUCAAAAAAUAACCAACUCAAGGAAGAAGUUUCUAAGCAAACUGAGUUAGCUGAGAAAUAUUUCAGUCAGAUGAAAGACCAUAAGAUAAUGUUGGAGAGCUCUCGUGCUAGAGUAAAGGAGCUAGAGUCUGACCAGCCAUCAGAGCAAGGCCUGGAUGAAAUAUGGGAUGUGGGUGACAGGACACGAAACACACGCUCCGCCAUUGUUGCAAAGAAUCGGGAUCUUGAGUACAAGUGUAAACAACAGGAAAAGGAAUUACGGAGAUUGAAGGAUAAACUACACAACAUGACAAAACAGGAGGAGAAUCGUAACCAGAGGGUUGCAGAUGUGUUUCAAGAGUUCAGACGGCGGACAGCCCGUGCCCACCACACCAUGGAUGAUAAAUUGCUAGAUGUGAUUGACUCAUAUGAGAGACAGCUACAGAAAUUGGAAAGAGAUUUAGAGAUUUACAGGAAUGGUGAAAGUCACAGGUCUGAUGAGACUGCCGAAGAUGACAUUUCUUCCUUUCAUUCUGUUGCCCACCACAGUGAGACUUCAUCCAACUUCAAGAAACUAAUCAGGGCAUAUGAAAAACAGAUAAAGGAGUUGAAUGUCCAGGUGAAAAAACUGGAAGAUGAGAAAGAGAUCAUCAAGAUGGACGUCAAUGCCAGACCUGAAGUUAAAGAUUACAGAGUGGUUCAACUGAGAGUUAAUAAACUAGAGAAACUGUUGGCCCUACAUAACAUCAGCAUACCAGGAGAGAAGGUUAAGAUUGACCCUUACAGAAUGAAGAGGAAGUUCAGUACCCGGGUAGAAGAUCUGGAUUAUUUGCCCUUGGACCUCUGUCAUCAGUACCUGAAGGACAUAAGCAUUGAGCUGGAAGUGAAGGAGCUUGAUACAGUGAUUCCCCGCAUACAGCGGAUGGGCAAACAGCUGGAGGAGGUCAGCAAAUAUGAACAGUUCUGUCGCUCGGCCCAGGACAUAGUUAACAGCCUGUCAGACAGCGAGCGUAAGGAGCGACGGGGGAAUCACAAGAUGGGUCAUGUAUCCUCUGACACCCUCAACCACAUGCUGACUGUACUGGAAAACUGGCGGGACGAUGAACAAGGGAUGGAGGAGUUGCAAAUGUCCAUUAACCGGCUUGGUGAACGGUGUGCCCCUUGGUUGAAGAUUCGCCUGGUGGGUGAGCCGACCAUGGCCAAGAUUACCAGCGCUGUGGACAGGAUUGUGUAUGAUGAUGGAAUAGAGGCCCAGGAUGGGCAGGAGCACCCGAACCGGGCAGUCUUGGAGAAUAUUGUCUCCCACUUCCAGACCCUGUUCGACGUCCCGAGCGUAUCUGGAGUGUACCCUCGAAUGAACCAGAUCUUUACCAAACUUGGAGAGGUUCACAAUGUACUCAAUACUCUCAAGAAUCUGCUUGGUCUCAGCAAGGAUGCAAAAUCGGCCGCCAUCGUAGACGGUGUGGGGAGACUUGUACAACAACACAACACCACCACCGUACAACAGCUGAAGACCCUGCUGCAGACAGAGGACUUGGAUGGUGUCAUAAGGCGACUACAUGAGCAUCAGGAAUUCUUCCCAGCCUUCUAUGAGAUCAUGAACAAACUCAUUGAAAUUUUAGACUUGAGGAAGAUGGACCAGGUCAUUCCAGCUGUACGGGCUCUCAAACUUCUCGCCAACUGACCACACACUGUUCCACUGAUGUUUCUCUUUUACUUGACUUAUACUUGACUUUUCAAUAUGAUCUAGGGCAAGUUGCAUAGGCAAAGAGUUUUGGCGCUUUAACUUCGUGCUAACUAACCAUAAAGUGACUACCAUCUACAACUGAGCAUAUGCUGGACUCAUAUUAAAUGUAGCACCCAAUCUGUGUGAUGGAGAUUACGUGUGGGCUCUUAGCUUUGGUCACAAAAUGACUAGACUGCUUUAUUGGAAUACCACAGAAAAAAGGCUCUACCUAUCAAAGAUUGUUUUAGUAAGCCAAAGAGGUUUAUGUAGCCAGACAAUGGCAGCAACAAACAGGAUCAAGGAAGGUUAAUCCACACCUCGGUGAAGUCCAUGAGGCAAUUUAGGCUUGCCCAAACAUCUGUGAAGUGCUUAUAGAUAAUACAAUAGAAUAUUGAAUACUGUUACAUGGUCAUUUGUUACAGAGCGUCAUGAAGUGAACUGUUUAUGCAACCUGCCCCAAUUUAGUGACAUUGUCCAGAUAUCAGACAUUUUUUUUACAUUCUGAUCCAUUGAUAUUAGGUUAUCUUCACAAGUUCUGUUUACAUGUGUUUUUAUUUAUUUGUAUUUGAAAUGAAGCUGAAUAAUGAGGAGACAAGCACAUUCAGUAUAUUGGAGACCAGCACUGUGUGGGGACGUCCGAUUUAUUAACUUCUAUUAUACUAGAGAUCUGUGAUAAAAAUAUAACUAUCUAGGCAGCAAACCUUUGUAAUUAUUAUUAUUAUUUUAUGAUAUAUGUAAAUAGCUGUAAAGGUUGAACUCUUUAUAACAUUUAGAUCUGACAAUUGACUAAGCCAUACUACAUUUCUUUGUCAAAUGCCAUUUGAGUUGUUGAUAUGAUAUGUUACAGUGACUGAGGAAGACUAGAUUGUCUGUAUUUCAAAGAUAAAAAGUUAGUUGAUAUAUUACCCUAUCCCUUGUGUCAUUGGCAUCGGUAUCAGCAUUGUUCAACUUUAACCAUGGGCAUUAUUCAAGUUUCAAGAUUUGCUAAUGAAACUUGUAUAUGCGUUGCCAGAGGUAAUACACACAUGAACAGCAAGGCAAAGAACUCUGGCUGAAAAAAUUGCUGCGUAGGUACAUGUUUAUCCGUUUUUAUACUGAAAAAUACAGAUGAGCAAUUAUGUUCUCCCUGUGGGGCUUUUGUUACUGGCUAAAGUACUGAUGUACAGGAAAGAAAUACACACUCUUAUGUGUAAUUACCUUUUUUUCUUGAUGUCGGACCGCAUCACAUUCUUUGUGCCAAAUGAAGAAUUUAAGGAAAUAGUAAUUGUUGAUUUUGUAUUCAUUAUUGAUACAUCUGAAGCCACUAUUGUCUUAACAAAGUCCAAUUUUGUCAAAUCUAACUUCACUUUUGAACUACAGGCUAUGUAGGCCUGUGGAAUAAUCAAAUGAGAACUAUUUGAAGCCUAGGAUGGUGCAUUUUGUCAGAGACAUAUUGUAUAUUGUUUCUCUGAUGUCAAGCUGUCUGUAAAGGCGUAUCAAAAAAAGGUUCGGAGUUGAAAUAUUAUGAUUACCUGUCAUUGCAUUUAGAAUCAAUGGCGAAAUGGAAACAAGUUAGAAAAUUGUAUAAGUACUAUACUUCUAUUGCAAAUAAUUGCAUUUUUAGUUUUGUUGUUUUGUCUCAAUUUAAACAAUUUUGCGUAUCUUUCAUUAGCAAUAUAUGUAAGUUUGCACUUAAUUUGUGUUUUCUUAAAUCUAACGACAUAGUGUACAGUGUAGAAAUUAGAAUACAUGAAUGAUGAUUUAUAUAUGUAAUAAAAUAAUAAAAUAUU